AGUUUCUGGCGCGUCCAGCGAUGGAAGGCAUCCCGUGACCGGCGGCCGGAAGUGGAGGUUCCGUAGCAUUGGCCCCUAACGGCUCCUGCUUCUCCUCCUUGAGCUGUACGGCGGCUGCGAGGGGCCAGCGGGCAGAGCCGGGAGGUUGCGGAGUCUGUGCGGGAUGGGCGCCCCUCCCCCGUUCUCAUCCCGUGCUAGCCCACUCUUCCCCCCGGAGGCUGGAGUAACAAAUUAAUAUCUUGCACAACAGUGAUGGCUUUUUCUCUAGAAUUUGAAUAUGGAGGCCACAGGGACAGAUGAAGUGGAAAAGCUAAAAUCCAAGUUUAUGUCUGCAUGGCACAACAUGAAAUACAGUUGGGUAAAGAAAACAAAAACUUACUUUAGCAGAAAUUCUGCUGUUUUCUUGCUGGGGAAAUGUUAUCAUUUCAAGUCAAAUGAACCCAGUGAACUCUCUCCAGAUGGAUCCCACUUAGAUAUAGUCAACAAAGUAAUUUCUGGAAAUGUAGAAGAGUUUCGUAAAGAUUUUAUUUCUAGAAUAUGGUUGACUUAUAGAGAGGAUUUUCCUACAAUAAAAGAAUCUGCCUUGACAACCGACUGUGGUUGGGGUUGUACACUGAGAACUGGCCAGAUGCUGCUGGCUCAAGGGCUUGUGCUUCAUUUUCUUGGCAGAGCCUGGACAUGGCCGGCUGCAUUGAACAUUGAAAAUUCAGAUUCUGAAUCAUGGACAAGCCACACUGUAAAAAAGCUGACUACAUCAUUUGAAGCAUCACUUACAGAGGAGACAGAACCCAAGGUCCUGUCAAAUGAUCAUAAGGAAGCACUAAAGAGAGACUGUGAUGACAGUGAAAUAAGAGAUGAAAUUUAUCAUAGAAAAAUAAUCUCUUGGUUUGGAGAUUCUCCACCAGCAUAUUUUGGCUUGCAUCAGCUAAUAGAAUAUGGAAAGAAGUCUGGGAAAACAGCUGGAGACUGGUAUGGGCCUGCAGUAGUAGCACACAUUUUGAGAAAAGCUGUUGAGGAAUCAAGAGAUCCUGAAUUACAAGGGAUAACUCUCUAUGUUGCUCAGGACUGCACAGUUUACAGUUUGGAUGUUGUUGAUAGACAGUGCUCUUCUGUGGGCUCUGAAAAAGCAGACACGAAAGCUGUAAUGAUAUUAGUGCCUGUAAGACUCGGUGGAGAGAGAACCAACAUGGACUACUUGGAGUUUGUAAAGGGAAUUUUGAGUCUUGAGUACUGUGUUGGUAUUAUUGGUGGGAAACCUAAGCAGUCAUAUUACUUUACUGGAUUUCAAGAUGACAGUUUGAUUUACAUGGAUCCUCAUUACUGCCAAUCUUUUGUAGAUGUCAGCAUAAAGGAUUUCCCUCUUGAGUCAUUUCAUUGUCCUUCCCCCAAAAAGAUGUCAUUCAAAAACAUGGAUCCUAGCUGUACAAUAGGAUUUUAUUGUAAGAAUGUGCAAGACUUUGAAAGAAUUUCUGAAGAAAUAACUAAGAAGGUGCUAACCUGCCCCACAAAUCCUAGUCGCAAAUCAAGAGAUGACAGAAAAUAUGAAGACUGUUCUGCAACUUGUUCCACAUGGACGGAAGCUAAUGGAGUUCUACAUAUGUAUGCUGAAAUCUUCAUCUAAGGAGAAAUAUCCUUUGUUUACUUUUGUAAAGGGUCAUUCUAGAGACUAUGACUUUGCCUCCAGUCCUCUUCAUGAAGAAAAUGAUGUUUUCUCCAAGAAUGAAAAGAAGAGAUUAAAAAGAUUUAGUACAGAAGAGUUUGUCUUGCUUUAAGGACAUUUUACAAUAAGGUAUUGACAGCUGUCCUUUUAAAAAAUUGUACAGCACAAGGCAAGCAAUAUUGAAAUUGAUCUUGUUUUAUAAAGAUUAUAAUGUUGUAUAUGUUAGGUCUUUCAAAUGUCACUUAUAAAUGUAAUAACUAGUUAUUUUUGGUUUGUUCAACGAUAGUUGGAUGAAUACAGUGACACUUUUUGCUAGUGAAGACAGACAGAGUUGUUAAGUUAGACACAAUGUAACGUGGACGGAUACCGUGCAUGCCCUCCUGGAUAGCUCUUCCAGUGAGCCUCGUCUUGAUCUGCAGUUCCCACUGCUGUUCCAGUUCCAUUUAUAUGGUGGUUUAGUGGUGUGGAUAUGUCUUCUAGUUUUGAGACUACUAGAUCGUUUCCAGUUGUAAGCAAAACUUGAAUCUAGGGCUCUUGAAGAAAAAGUCUAAUGCAUUUAAUCUAUUUUGCUACUUAAACCCCAAUAAUGGUGGUAGUUAUAAUCAUGAGAUACCUUUUUAGCAGAGCAUACUAAAAAUGUAACUUUGAUAUAUCAAUAGUAAUUGUUAGCUACAAUCCAGAUGCAAUUAUAUAAGCAGAAUUAUGAGCUAAGGUACUAUUUAGCAAUAUUAUUUUAUAAAGGCUAUUCAUUAAACUUGCUUUUGAACCUUAAUAUGAGGAAUGAAUAUAAAGUAUUGGAUUUCCCCUGCAAUUUUUAAAGGUUACAUUAUUAAUAUUAACUUUAACCAAUCAAAGCAGAUAGACAGUUAUUAAGUGGGAGAAGUGUUUGUUUCCUGUCUUGACCAUGUAAUUUUUGAGACUUCUAUUCCUACCCAUUCUGCUUCUAAAUCAGAGCAUAAAACAGCAGAUAAGGAGCAGACUGUAAAUAUUUUGGGAUAUGAUCUUUUGUUAUCUGCCAUUACUGUAAAUUGCUUGUGAUGAUUUUUAGGUGCAUAAAACAUCUAGCAGAUAAAUCUACAUGAAUAGUUUCAUGCUUUAACAAAGCAAAUUCAGAAUUUAAAAUACACACUAACACUGUACAAAUUAAAAAAUUAAAGGUACGAGAAUGUUAAAUGCAUGUCCUUUUGAACUGUAAUGGUACAUUUCACUGUAAUGAUACAUUGUUUGAAUUCUGUAUCUAAAAAAUGAGGGGCAAAUACUUUGUAAUAAGACAAAUUUUAUUGUAAAUCAACUGUUAACUCCUUCUAAAGUGCCUUUUUGGCACAAGAAUGCAUAAAUGUUGUCUAUCCAAAUAAUAUCCUAUGUGUCACUAAAAGGAAGUAAUAAUUGUUCCCAUGGUCAAAACUAAAUAUUUCAUGAUCAGAAAAA
Messenger RNA from Pelodiscus sinensis (Chinese soft-shelled turtle), 3088 nucleotides. The record is from RefSeq and is a predicted model, not a curated record. NCBI's taxonomy places the organism in Eukaryota, Metazoa, Chordata, Testudines, Trionychidae.